UCAAAUGUCCACACUUGAAGAUUAUCUAUGCAUCAUAUUCGUGGCGUGGCUAAUUCAGUAGAAGACCAUACAAGGGACGGAAUAGGAUGGUUUGGCAUGCUGAAGCUUGUGGAGUUGAUCAAAUCAUUGCUGUAGCGAGAUCUGUUCUAUUUGGGUGGCGUGCAGCGCAAGAACAAGGCAGGGAGUGCUUCAACCGGACUGAAAGGAGGGCUGCGGAGGUAUGGAAAAAACCCGUGGAGGGCCGAAUGAAGGUCAACGUUGAUGCGGCUACCGGGAUGGAUGGAAAGCGGGGACUAGCGUGGGUGGUGAGGGAUGCAGCGGGUCAGCUUGUGGCUGCUGGUGCUAAGCCUUGGGAAGGGAAUAUUUCACCCAAAGAAGCCGAAAUUUUAGGGGUCCGUGAGGCAUUGAGCUGGCUGAAGGAGAACCGUUGGGAUUAUGUGGACAUCGAGUCUGAUGCUUCUCAAGUUGUCUCUGCUAUUUAUAACGGAGGUGGUGUUGCUCAGUUUGGCUUGAUAGUGGAAGAUGUUAGAGAUUUAAUGAAAGAUUUUAAUAGCAUUUCUAUUGCUUUUAUACGGCGGUCUGCGAAUCGUGUUGCUCACACUCUUGCUCGAGCAGCCGUUUCUUUGUCUGACAGCCAUGUGUGGCUCUCGAUUCCUCCUACUUGUAUUAUGCAGGCUUUAAGCCAUGACUUCAUUAAUAAUACUUAAGAUUUCGUUGUGCAAAAA
Cuscuta epithymum is the source of this 725-nucleotide messenger RNA. The record is from the annotation of a GenBank genome assembly. NCBI's taxonomy places the organism in Eukaryota, Viridiplantae, Streptophyta, Magnoliopsida, Solanales, Convolvulaceae.